CUUCUUUGAGACUCCGCUCAAGAAGGUCGUGUUAGCGCUUCGCUUGGCUCAAAUCCACUUCCAGACUCGGCUCGCGCUCGUAUUUACAGUUAGCUUCGGGACGAACGCGAUCUAAUUCGACAAAAUUUGGAUUAAUUCUCAGUGGAUUUUCGAAAAGGAUUUUCCAAAAGGCAAUUAAGGAAGUGAUUCGUGGAUGUUGUCGCACGAUACGAUGCAGCAUGCAACCACAAGAAAUCGCUUGAAACGUCGCUGUUAAAGCGUCAACAGCAAUUGCCAUAAUUGCCAUUGGAGCACCACACAUAGACAUACUAUCCACAUACACACACACACACUCCAGAGGACGUAAACGGAGUCCAAUAACCCGGCACCCCGUAUCCAAGAUCCCAACCAACCAAACCAACCAUCCAUUGGACCAUCCGCCCGGCACCCGGACCAAUUCAGCCAUCACAAAACGAAACUCGCCACACGAGCCAUCGGCGGCAGGCACUCCACUCCAAUCCAAUCCAAUCCAAUCUGCAGCACCACUCCACCACUCUGUGCCACACACACACACACUCAUAACGGCGUAAAUCGUUUUGCCGCAAAUCCAGCUGAAUUGUAACAGAGACGCCGCAUAGCGCAUAGCGCCGGAAAAUCCCCAAAAGCCGCGACCAGGCCAAAAACCAGUGGUGAGAAGAUCAAUGAACGCGGCACGCAGCUGACAGGCUUUGGUAUUUGGUAUUCAGUAAUCAGUAUUCGUUACUCGGUCUUCACUGUUUGGUGUGUCCAGCGGAGCGUAGGAAAAGCGAAACGGCUUCAAGUUCAGGCCGUAAGCAGGAAGUUGUGCGGCUGCACCUUAAUUGGAGCCAGUGUCAUUACCACCAGGCAGCACAAGGCAGCAACCAACCAAACAAACAACUCACCAACGCUCAUCCUGCUCAAUGUAAGAUGUUAGUGACCAGCAGCCACAUUAACAAAAAAAAUAACAGCACACGCAACACCUGGAGAUGGAGCCAACUGACGUUGGCCAUUAAUCUGUUCGCCUACUGCUGCUGCGCCUCGGCGGCCUCGCCCACCACCGGUGGCACAACGGCGGCUCUGCUAACGGGCCAUCAGCUUCUGCCCUGGCAGACGGCAGCCACGGCGGCCACGCCCUUUACCACCACCCCUGCCACCGCCCGGAACUUGUACGCCCCGUACCAGAGCUUCAGCCAGCAGGACGACAUCAGCUUCAAGGAUGUGCGUCAGCGCAGCGAUGGAACGGUGGUGCAAUCCUUUGGUUCCUACCGCACCGCCCGCCAGUCGGGUGGCUCGGCGGCUGCUCAGCGGCGGUCCGAUGUCGCCGUGGAAAUAGUGCCGGCUCCCUCCGUGGAGCUGCCCCAGGGCGAGCUGAUCACGGUGCCCAAGCAGCUGGUGCCCACGAUGCCGGAGAAUGUGACCCGCCAGGGCCGGCAGCGCAACUACAUGUACAUACCGCUGCAGGAGUCCGGUCAAGGCGUGGGAUCUGGGGCUCUGCUCCAGCUGCGACCCAGCAGGAAUGCCACCCUCUCCGCCCUGGGACCGCCAGCUGAUGGAGUAGCGGCUGUGGCUCACGAGUUCGCCUCCGACUUUGAGGUGGAGGUAGCGAGGGAUCCGGAGCGAACGGAACGCAGCGACUUAAUGGCUGCCGCCAGCUCCACGGACAAGCUGGAGUACGCUGAGCCGGAGAACACCAGUCGCCGGGUAGGCUUCCAGUUUCCCAGCUACAGUCUCAAGCCGGCAAGUCCCUUCCACCCACAGGCCUAUCGGGAGGAUAACCCCAUCUUCGGGGAGACAAGUGGUGGGGGCUAUGAGCCCCAGCCCUACAGCGAGGACCCCGUGGCCGCUCCAGCUCCCACGCAACAGCACGAGACCCGGCACACCCGGCAGCUGUACUUUGACCCGGACACCGCCUCUUCCAGCUUCGAGUUCCCUGGUCUGGUGAGCAACUCAAAGCCGCACGGCCUUAAGAUCUAUCGGGACGAUGUGACCAAGUUCGGCGACAUCAAUGGACCCAUUACGGCUCUGCCUCAGCAGCGACCGCAGCGAGGCUUUUACUUUGGCGACACCGAGUUCCGGACGGGUCCUCCGAUCCGCCAGUUUGGUCCGCAGAAGAACUUCCAGGAGUACGUGGGCCCCAGCGAGUACCAGGGCUCCCGCAAGAGCCGCUACUACCCGUACAAGUCCUCCAGGAGCCCGCGUGUGGUCUUCCCGACCAACGACAAUGUGGGAACCACCGGACCCAGUGGACCAGCAGCCGGCAGCGCUCCAUCCGGCAAUGGAGUCUACUUCAGUGAUAAUAUUGCCUUUAGGGAUCAGAACUUUGGCAUCAAUGAACUGGCCGCCGUGCAGGAUGUGCGGAAUGACUACAGUCUGCAGGACCUGGACAGUGCCUCGGAAGCCACCAGCAGUCCACAGUCGGCCAGCACGUUCAAGGAGAAGGUCGACAUCACAACGGACACGGAGUGCCAGCACCGCGGCGGUACCUGCGAGUUCUUUUUGGGCUGCUGGCUGUCGGGCGGCCUCAUUCAGGGGACCUGCAACGGACUAUUGCGCGGCUGCUGCCACCGGACGGCCAAGUCGGCCAACCUGGGCAGCUCGGACUUCGUCGGCAAUGCCGUAGAUCUCACAGAUCUGCCGCAGAAAAACUUUGGACCGGUCAACAACGAACCCAGCUGUGGCAUUUCGUUGGCCAAACAAACGGCCCAACGCCGCAUUGUGGGAGGCGAUGAUGCCGGCUUUGGAUCCUUUCCCUGGCAGGCCUACAUACGCAUCGGUUCCUCUAGGUGCGGAGGUUCGUUGAUCUCGCGGCGGCAUGUGGUCACCGCCGGACACUGUGUGGCCCGGGCCACUCCCCGCCAGGUGCACGUCACCCUGGGCGACUAUGUAAUCAAUUCUGCGGUGGAACCCCUGCCAGCAUACACCUUCGGAGUCCGACGGAUCGAUGUGCAUCCGUACUUCAAGUUCACCCCUCAGGCAGAUCGCUUCGAUAUCUCAGUUCUGACUCUGGAGCGGACUGUGCACUUUAUGCCUCAUAUUGCACCCAUUUGCCUGCCUGAGAAGAACGAGGACUUUCUGGGGAAGUUCGGCUGGGCCGCCGGCUGGGGAGCUUUAAAUCCGGGUUCCCGUCUCCGGCCCAAGACGCUCCAGGCGGUGGAUGUGCCAGUGAUCGAGAACAGAAUUUGCGAACGCUGGCAUCGACAGAACGGCAUCAAUGUGGUCAUCUACCAGGAGAUGCUGUGCGCAGGAUACCGGAACGGAGGCAAGGACUCUUGCCAGGGUGAUUCCGGAGGACCUUUGAUGCACGACAAGAAGGGCAGAUGGUAUCUGAUAGGUGUGGUAUCCGCAGGAUACUCGUGCGCCUCCCGAGGCCAGCCAGGAAUCUAUCACAGCGUCAGCAAGACCGUAGACUGGGUUUCCUACGUAGUCGGCCUGACGAUGAACAUCUAAGAAGGGCAACUAAUUUAUUCUCAUCGCAUUCGCACCUGCCUGCUAAGUGGGCCCGAAGAUUGUUUUUUGUACAUAACUCACUUCAUUCUGCUUUCGAUUCUGACUCUGAUUCUAAUACUGAUUCUGAUUUCGAUUCUGCUGACUUUUAAUUUAUGAUUAUACGCAAAAAAAAGAAAAAAGAAAUACUUAUAAUUGAACAAAUUAGCGCAGUACAAUUUAGCAGAUAGGAAUGGCUGUGUGUAUCUGCAAGAUAUACACGUGUGCGAUAUUUUUUGCAAAAAAAAAACAGAAGACAACCUAAAUCCCUUAAAUUAACUAAUAAUUAUGGAUAAUUUUACUUAGUCAUAUGCGCUGUUAUGUAAUUUUAAAAACUAUUUAUGAACUACAUUUCGUGUGUAAAUAAAUUAUACAAAUGUUGAAAUGAA
Drosophila bipectinata is the source of this 3872-nucleotide messenger RNA. RefSeq lists its product as uncharacterized. Gene Ontology annotation, molecular function: serine-type endopeptidase activity. Lineage: Eukaryota; Metazoa; Arthropoda; Insecta; Diptera; Drosophilidae. The record is from RefSeq and is a predicted model, not a curated record. Gene Ontology annotation, biological process: proteolysis.